AUGACAUACGCCCGUAUAAUAAACGUUUUUAUAAUUCUUGCCUUAAUUAAAGAUUUACGUUCUCAAAGGCGAAUCCUUGGCGGCGAGGAAUUAAAGACAAACAAGCCAUAUUUGGUAUACUUAGUAAUAUCUGAAAAAUCAGCGAAAACGUAUACUGGUUGGACAUGUGGUGGAGUAAUUGUGAGUCCGCAAUAUAUUGUUACGGCAGCCGCGUGCAUAGAAGAUGUCCAAUAUUUAUAUGCUAUUGCGGGAUAUAAAAAGUUUGUAUCACCUCCAGAUAUUAAACAAGACAAGUGUACAAAAGAGAUGAAAAAGAAAAUUGUAUAUACGUGUGUUCCUAAAUCUUACGAAUUUGAUUAUGCUAAUGUAGGAAAGUGGUCUGCUAUAGAUAUAGGCGUAGCCAAAGUCGAGUCGCCUUAUAACUUCGACGAUAACAGAUACCAAGAGAUUUGUUCGUAUAAACCAAAUAAGAUCAAUAUUAAUUAUGACCCUAAAUACCAAGAGCCCGGAAUAGAUGCCCUAGUAAUGGGAUGGGGGCACCUGAAGCAAUGGAGGCAACCCGGGGAUGACACAAUUUACACCCAAACGGAACCUCGAUAUGCAUCAACGCAAAUUUUGAACAAGAAGAAAUGCAAGGAUAUAUAUGCGGAUUUUCCUGACUUACAAGUUACUAUAGACAAAUACAUGAUUUGUACGAAUGAAUUUGGAAAUAUAAAUGCUGAAGGUGAUCAAAUAUCCACGAUCAAACCAACUGCGGAUGGAUGUUCUGUUUUAAGAUAUGGGAAACCUAGACCAGAAUGUAUAAAUGACGGAAAGUAUAUCUAUGACAUGACUAGAAGAUCUUCCAACUUCAACAUAACUAACAACGUUAAUACUAGAAGACAGGGAAUUUGCCAGAAUGACCACGGUGGGCCCCUCGUGACUUGGAUUGGAGGGCAUGAAGUUCUCAUUGGAGUCGCAUCAGUCUUCCGCGUCAAUGCUAAUUCACAAUGCGAAGGACCGUAUUUAUUCACAAGCACUCAGUGCAACGGAGCUUUCUUAUAUUGUGUUUUAAAUUCUGAGAACAGACGAAGGAACUCUAUAUGUGACCAAUCGCCGCGUACACGAGGCUUCGAUAUGGUCCAUAGACGCAUUUCGUGGAUAAAUCAUCCGGACGGACCUGCCGAAAAUGAAGCAGUCAAAAUUAGGCCCCAAAUUCCUAUAGGAGUUUUUGGAUAG
Molecule: messenger RNA, 1218 nt
Organism: Parnassius mnemosyne (clouded apollo)
Lineage: Eukaryota; Metazoa; Arthropoda; Insecta; Lepidoptera; Papilionidae
Source: the annotation of a GenBank genome assembly